Messenger RNA from Biomphalaria glabrata, 679 nucleotides. RefSeq names its product cobalamin binding intrinsic factor-like. The record is from RefSeq and is a predicted model, not a curated record. The coding region runs from base 83 to 589 and encodes 168 amino acids. Lineage: Eukaryota; Metazoa; Mollusca; Gastropoda; Planorbidae. The transcript has 4 exons.
AUAAUACAAGUGGUGUACACCAAGCCAUGAGCAGGUCUGUGUCAAUCAUUCUGUGGAAAAGCUACAAACUAUAUGAAACAAAAUGAUACAACGCUGGUUGCUGUUCGUGGUUGUAGUAGGAUUCAUAUCGGCUUCAUCAGCACAAAGUAGACUUGAUAAAUGCAAACCGAAAGACAGAGAUUCCUACCCACGAAAGAAUGAAACACAAUGUCAGCUCCAGCAGCCAGCCUGCGGACUUUGUGGAUGUCUCAUCAAUGUGACACUCAUAGCCAAGAACAUUCUCCAGCCGCCUUUCUUUCAGAUCUCUGCCAACAUCUACAACGAACCAAUGAGGGCACUUCUGUCUUUCCUACAAAAAGCUGCUGAUCUAGUUAAUGGGUUUAAAUUCAGAUCAACGUACUUCGCAGGCCUGGGCUACUUUAUAGACAGUAUUAAUGGCCUAGAAGGUUCGAUACCUAACCAAACUUUUUGGCAUUUUAGCAGCGACGGUGUAGCGUUACAGUGUGGAGCCUCAAGCUACGUGCCAAGAAAUGGGGAGACAAUCUUGUUUAACUUUACAACUUAUCAAGAUGCCGGAUUUGCAAAUUAAAAGAAAUAAAACUUAUUUUUGUGGAGAAUUUGUUUUAAAUUGUCGUAUAUUGUAGUCAAAUGUUUAAAAUGAAUAAAAAUUUCUUCAGUU